AGAAAAUCUCACCGAUUCCAUUUCCAAUAUUAUUUUCUUCACCAAGAACACACACAGUUACACACAGUAGAAGGUGUAGAGAGAGAAAGAUGGGAAGCAAUUACUAUGGAGAUGGAGGGUUGUCUUCAACAACAUCAUCAAGAAAGGGUAAAAAGGGAAAUAACAAUAAUAAUUCAGACAAGCCGAAGCAGCCGCAGAGAGGGCUCGGCGUGGCUCAGCUUGAAAAAAUUAGGUUACACACUCAGCUCGGCUGCACUACUUAUCUUCCUCCUCCCUCUCUUCAUCACAAUUUUCCCCCCAGUUUUAAUCAGGAGGAAAUAAGACUGCAAACAGCAUAUCCUUCACAAUCUUCAACUCCUUAUGGCUAUCAAUCCUCCCAUGGUGUUAUGAUGGGGUUGUCGGAUUUAGAUAGGACGACGAUAAGAUACGAAGAUCAUGCGCAUUCCAGCACUAUUAAUCCAAGAUGGCAUCAGGGAAAUAAUCAACAUUUUCCAGAGCCAAUCAUUACUCGGCCCUUCUUUGAUCCCAUUGUUGAGGGAUCGAUCAGGAACCGAAACAAGAACGACAGGAACGAGAAUCGGGAAUCUAGGAGCUCCGAAGAGAUAGAUUUGGAGCUCAGACUCUCACUUUAAACUAUAUUUAUUUUAUUUUUAUAUAUAUAAAUAAUCUUGAUUAUUGCAACCUAGUUUGUUGAUUUAAAUUCCUACUUGUGCUUGUAAGUUGAGCAUAUAUCAAUGUUUUAAUUAGUAUCAAAGAUUAAUUAGAAAAAAAAAUUAUCUGCA
Messenger RNA from Erythranthe guttata (spotted monkey flower), 782 nucleotides. Its product is annotated as mediator of RNA polymerase II transcription subunit. Gene Ontology annotation, molecular function: DNA-binding transcription factor activity. The record is from RefSeq and is a predicted model, not a curated record. NCBI's taxonomy places the organism in Eukaryota, Viridiplantae, Streptophyta, Magnoliopsida, Lamiales, Phrymaceae.